CCCAAUUCCUCAGCGACAUUAUUCGGAUUCGACGACUACUACCACAGCUCCUCGGCCGUUAGAGAUUCUUGCAAUUUGUUAGUUUUGUCAGUGAAUUCUUCACUUUACGAUUCCCAUCGACCUUUGCGACCCCAGCGCCACAACCUCGACUGCAAAAAAUUCGGGAUUUUGGGAGGAAGAGAAGGAAUUCGAGGCCUACACAUACAGAAUGCCAGCACCCACAGCCCUUCUCCGGAAGCCCGAAGCGCUGGCCGAGAAUCAGACCCUCGCCCCAGAAUCAGUGCCACUCCCCGCAGACAAUGACGUCGACCUGCUGCCCAUGGAGGUUCUGCCCGCCGAGACACCCGCCAAUGCUCCCGAAGCGCCGUCAGAAGAUGCGCCGAUGACCACUGAUGAGACGGGUCGCCCUAAGUUCGAACCAGCGAGCUCCAUACCCCUUGCAUUCCGCCGCGAACAGCGCAAAGUGCCUGUCCCGCCGCACCGUAUGACCCCGCUGAAGGACUCAUGGCCAAAGAUAUACCCCCCGCUGGUCGAGCACCUCAAGCUCCAAGUGCGCAUGAACGUCAAGGCCAAGAGCGUCGAACUCCGUACUUCGAGCCUCACGAACGAUACGGGCGCGCUUCAGAAAGGAGAGGACUUCAUAAAGGCAUUCUGCCUGGGAUUUGAUGUCGACGAUGCUAUUGCCCUUCUGCGCUUGGACGACCUCUACAUCGAAACUUUCGAGAUCAAAGACGUCAAGACGCUACAUGGCGAGCAUCUCUCCCGCGCCAUCGGCCGCAUCGCAGGCAAAGACGGCAAGACCAAGUUCGCCAUCGAAAACGCCUCCCGAACACGCAUCGUGUUAGCCGACCAGAAGAUCCACAUCCUCGGCGGCUUCAAGAACAUCCACAUCGCCCGCGAGGCGGUCGUGAGCUUGAUCCUGGGUGCUCAGCCAGGCAAGGUGUAUGGCAACUUGCGGACGGUGGCAAGCAGGAUGAAGGAGCGGUUUUGAGCGCGCUGCUGUCUGAUGAGUGGAGUGGAGUGGGCAGGGUGUGUGUGGCAAAAGUGAUUGAUGGCAUUUCUGGGCGUUUAUGGGGGGGGAAAAUACCAUUGAGGGAGUGAUUGAUGGAGGGAUGGGAUAGAUCUUUGCUUGCUUGCCUCUUUAGCUGAG
Messenger RNA from Trematosphaeria pertusa, 1150 nucleotides. Its product is annotated as Pre-rRNA-processing protein PNO1. Gene Ontology annotation, cellular component: nucleolus. The record is from RefSeq and is a predicted model, not a curated record. NCBI's taxonomy places the organism in Eukaryota, Fungi, Ascomycota, Dothideomycetes, Pleosporales, Trematosphaeriaceae. The coding region runs from base 209 to 991 and encodes 260 amino acids. Gene Ontology annotation, molecular function: RNA binding. The transcript is spliced from 8 exons.